UACAGAAAGAGAAUGCCUCUCAAUCUUACAACAUCCAUCUUCUUCUUCUUCUUCUGAUCAAAAUUCGAACUUCACAUCAAUCCCAAUGUCUCCCACAUUCCUCUUCUUCUUCUUCUUCUUCCUCUCGUCGUUUCUAAACUCCGUUCUCUCCGAUCCCCGCGCCACACAAGCCGCUCUCAUAUGCGCAAACACCACAGCCUCAACUUCCUCACAGCGAGCAACCUUCAUCGCCAACUACCUCGCCGCCAUGGACGCCGUCACGCCAUUAGUCUCCCGGAAGAGAUUCGCCGCCGUCGUCAACGGCACCGUCUACGCCUUCGGCGAGUGCAUGAAGGACCUCUCCCAGCGGGACUGCAACCUCUGCUUCGCUCAGUGCAAGAGCCAGAUCCUCCGCUGCUUCCCCUUCCAAAAAGCCACCCUCGCCGGCCGCCUCUUCUACGACGGCUGCUACCUCCGCUACGACGACCACGAUUUCUUCAACCAGAGCUCCAGCAUCGAGGAUCGAACCGUCUGUGGGCCCACCGAUUUCGCCGGGAAUUCUAGGGUUUUUCGGGAUAAUGUUGCGGAGCUGGUGAGGAAUUUGAGCGUUGAAGCGCCGAGGAGGGAUGGGUUCUUUGUGGGGUCGGUGACUCGGGGGAAUGUGAGCGUUCAUGGGUUGGCUCAGUGUUGGGAGUUCGUUACUGGGUCUGCUUGUGAAUACUGUUUGGCUGGUUCGGUUAAAAAGCUUGGUUCUUGCGUUCCCAAGGAAGAAGGGAGGCUUUUGAAUGCCGGGUGUUAUUUGAGGUAUUCGACGAAGAAGUUUUAUGACAAUUCCACCAGUGAUGAUUCUGGUCAAGGAAAUAGUGGAAAUCGUCCCUUAGCGAUAAUUUUGGCUGUAACAUCUGCUGGUUUUGCUCUUCUGCUGACUUUGGCCGCGGUUGCUUUCUUUUUAAGGAAAGGACUACUGAAAAAGAGGCGAGAGGAAAAGCGGCUAGGUGCUCUUUUGGACACUGUGAACAAGUCCAAACUCAAUUAUUCCUAUGAAGUUCUAGAGAAGGCCACCAAUUAUUUUCAUGAUUCCAACAAGCUCGGACAAGGAGGAUCCGGUUCGGUUUACAAAGGCGUUCUGCCAGAUGGGAAGACUGUUGCUAUUAAAAGGCUUUUCUUCAACACACGACAAUGGGUGGAUCAUUUCUUUACCGAAGUGAAUUUGAUCAGCGGCAUUUGUCACAAAAAUCUUGUGGAGCUGUUGGGAUGUAGCAUCACCGGCCCUGAAAGCCUUCUUGUUUAUGAAUAUGUGCCAAAUCAAAGCCUUCUUGACAACUUGUUUGGAGGUAAAAAGAAUGCUCCGCAACUGAGUUGGGAGUUAAGGUACAAAAUCAUAUUGGGCACAGCUGAGGGGUUGGCUUAUCUUCAUGAGGAAUCAAAUUUGAGAAUCAUUCACAGGGAUAUAAAACUCAGCAAUAUUCUUCUUGAUGAAGAUUACGCACCGAAAAUUGCUGACUUUGGACUUGCUAGAUUAUUUCCAGAAGACAAAACUCACAUCAGCACUGCCAUUGCAGGGACAUUAGGUUACAUGGCUCCAGAGUAUAUUGUUCGCGGGAAGCUGUCUGAGAAGGCAGACAUUUACAGUUUUGGAGUUCUUGUCAUUGAAAUUAUUUGCGGGAGAAAAAACAAUUCCUUUACUCAAACUUCAUACUCUGUCCUACAGAUGGUUUGGAACCUUUACGGAACUGGUAAGCUAAGUGACGCAGUUGAUCCGGGCCUAGAAGGUAACUUCAACAGUGAAGAGGCUUCUCGGCUACUCCAAAUUGGGCUAGUUUGCGUACAGGCCUCUGCAGAACUGCGGCCAUCUAUGUCAAGCGUCGUGAAGAUGCUUACUGAAAGUCAUGAAAUUCCUCAGCCAACACAACCACCGUUUAUAAAUUCUGCUAGUACAGAAAUAGGCCGGGGUGUUCUUAGUAGAUCCAAAGAAUACAAAUCUCAGCCGGACUCUAACACUCAGUCUUCAGGGAAUAACACGACAGAAAGCUGGAUUGGUCCCAGAUGAACACUUUUCUCCUUAACCACCUUGUAUAUUCCUUCCAUCAUUGUAAACUCACACGCUAGAAUCCGAUCGCCAGAACUGCACAUUCAAACUUGAACUCCAAUUUCUCAGGAUUUUCUUACCCGUUUCUUCUUCUUGAGAUGACAUUCGGAGCUGAGCCGAUUCAAAUGACUUUACUAGGUCUUAGAAAGUGUUCCUAUUUCCUAGUUACUUCAGUGGACACUGGACAAAAUGGGAGUCAGAAUAGUAAACCUAUUUUCCUUUUUUUCUCCCUCUGUAGGUUACUUAUAAAGCAAGUAUUUUUUUUUGUAAUAGGCUUGUAUAAGCAAAACGUUUUGUACCAAUGGGUUUUGUAUACCCGCGUGAACAUGUAAAUCCAUUUUACUAUAAUGAAAU
Morus notabilis is the source of this 2422-nucleotide messenger RNA. Its product is annotated as cysteine-rich receptor-like protein kinase 3. Gene Ontology annotation, molecular function: protein kinase activity; ATP binding. Gene Ontology annotation, biological process: protein phosphorylation. The coding region runs from base 86 to 2029 and encodes 647 amino acids. NCBI's taxonomy places the organism in Eukaryota, Viridiplantae, Streptophyta, Magnoliopsida, Rosales, Moraceae. The transcript is spliced from 7 exons. The record is from RefSeq and is a predicted model, not a curated record.